This is a messenger RNA of Williopsis jadinii, 735 nucleotides long. Its product is annotated as SIP1 domain-containing protein. Gene Ontology annotation, cellular component: SMN complex; spliceosomal complex; nucleus. Bases 1 to 735 code for a protein of 244 amino acids. NCBI's taxonomy places the organism in Eukaryota, Fungi, Ascomycota, Saccharomycetes, Phaffomycetales, Wickerhamomycetaceae. The transcript has 2 exons. The record is from RefSeq and is a predicted model, not a curated record. Gene Ontology annotation, biological process: spliceosomal snRNP assembly; spliceosomal complex assembly.
AUGACAAAGAGAAGGAAAUCCAGCCAGAAAACACAGAGUAAGAAGUCAAGGACAGAGCAAGACGGGGCUCCUCGCCAAUUGGACCCUGUUUUUGGACAGUACAGGGCUCUUCCUGUAUCGCUAGAGGUGCUGGACAGGGUCACCGAGGACAGCAUACCUACCAAUGCAGAGGAGUAUCUGGCCAUUGUAAGGAAGCAGGCUGAGAACAGCUCAUCUGUGAUGUUUGUGCCGAGGAGUACGCCUGAUGAGUCUACAGAGGCCCAAAGGGAGCUCGUCACGGAACAGCAGAACGACGUGGACUCGUUCCAUUCAGCAGUUGUUGAAGAGUUUAGACUACAGAGGGAUCAGCUGCCAGAAGCUGGAACACUCGACAUCCCUUCCGGGUUCAUAUUCCCAUUGACAUUCACAUCGUGGAGACAGUACAUGAUGACGCACGAUCCCACUGUGGAAUUGGUCUCGAACAUGGACCACGAGCUCACGAUAAAGCUGCUGAUAUACUCAACCAAGUGGCUAUCACCACGGAUCCCACAGAGGCUGUCACAAUGGAUGUACGCCAUAAUGACCAGGGUAUCUGAGCCCUUGGAGGCCUCUGACGUCAGUGUUCUGCGAGAUUUGGCGAAGAGGGCGAAGACACUCUCCAACAGGGACCAAUUGGACGACACCACGCUGUUCACGCUUCAAUUCGUCAUCACCAUCGUCGGUGCAGUGUUUGGACAGCGUGAUCUGCUGAGCUGA